CCCCUCUGGUGUUCCCCCAGGAGUUGUGCAGAUGACGUGGGCAGAGUUGGCAUCCCUGGCAGAUGGCGGUGGUGUGGUGGGUGAUUCCUCUCGUGCUGCUGUGCUGGUUGGUGCCGGGCGGAUUCACCGGCGGCGAUCCGGUGCCCGAAGACUGGGUGCUGCUUCACGUGGUCCAGGGGCAGGUGGGUCCCGGCAACUACAGCUACCUGCGCCUCAACCACGACGGGCAGAUCGUGCUGAGGAUGGAGAGCCCGCUGGGAGACGCUGACCUGUACAUCUCCGACGCCACGCUCCACCCCAGCUUCGACGAGUACGAGCUGCAGUCGUCCACCUGCGGCCUGGACGUGCUGGCGGUGCCCGCCAAGUUCCGCAGGCCCGUGGGCAUCGCCAUCUACGGCCACCCCUCUCACUUACAGACAGAGUUCGAGAUGAGGGUCUACCUGGACGAAGUGGAGAGGGAGACCCUCUUUCCCGAGAUUCACUACCCCGGAGACGAGGACACCACUGACAAAAGUCCCCUGAAAAAACCGUCAGGCGAGGAGACUGAAGAGUCGGUGCUGUGGACCAUAUUGAUUGGGAUCCUCAAACUGGUGUUGGAGAUCCUCUUUUGAAGGCUCCACUCGUGGUUGCUGGGGGGGGGGGUGUGUGUGCGUUUGUUUGUUUGCGUGCGUGCGUAUACAUGUGUGCGUGGUGCGUGCGCGCAGACAUGUUGGGGGAGGACAAUUGGAGACCUAUCUGAAGGGCCCAAAACAAUCACUGACUGCUCUCUAUCAGACAAGACCAAACUUAUUCUUCACCGAUUUUAACCAGGCGGUGACUAAUGGUGCGUUUGGUUCUACUCAGAGUGGUGUAAGAGGGCGGUGAUUUGGCAUACUCCCAACCCCCAUGUACAAUUACAUGUGGGGCACCAAGAUGUGCUGAUGUAGGAUACUCCUUGCCAUGUCUUAUUUUCUGGGAUAAACCUCUGGUUAAUCCCCUGUCCAUUUUCCUAGAAUUACCGUGGUACUGCCCACAUCAGAUCUGCUUCUCAGAAUCCCCCUCAUCGUUCCUGUACCGCCCUUCAUUGGGCACUGGCCCAGUCACAUUAUAGGUACAGGCCCACCACCAUCUGUCCGAUAACUGAUAGUCCGGCAUCUCCUUUAAUCCGGACAAAAUUAGGAAAACGCACUUGAAAUCCUCCCCCCAAAAGUCACCCCCUCCCCCACCUCUGAUAAUAUGCCGCCCAGACCAGGUGAGGUGGCCAAGGCCGAUCUGGGGGGGGGGGGGGGGGGGGGGGGUCGAAUCUGCCCCCCUGCGGCCGGGGCUCUGGAACUCCGGCCUGGCCGGAGCGGGCAGAUCCAUUCCCUCAGCCAACUCUGCGGGCUGACUUCUGUAGGUCCGGCAAAACGGAUAAUGCAGGAAGGCUGCGGAAUCAAGGGUGCCGGGAAAUCGGUGGUGGACCUGUAUUUUUGCAUUUGAAAAGAAAACCCAUCUGAAUUAGUACAAAGUGCACCUAUUUCUGAGCUGCUGCAGGAUGGUCCAAACUCCGCAGACUUUAAACAUGCCAGUCAUCGGAAAUGGGAGUUCUCUCAAAUCCCUGGGGUUCUCACCCAGGGCCGAGCUUCCCCUGAGAGGGAGGCUCAACUUAUAGCGUUCUAAUACUUUAUUUUCAUUUCUAACUGUGGGGAAACAAAGAAAAGGAAUGCAGGCGACAUCCCUUCUGAGAGUGCAAGCCAAUAAAUACAAUCAUUGCAAUGAC
Molecule: messenger RNA, 1738 nt
Organism: Amblyraja radiata (thorny skate)
Lineage: Eukaryota; Metazoa; Chordata; Chondrichthyes; Rajiformes; Rajidae
Gene: c29h6orf120
Product: chromosome 29 C6orf120 homolog
Exons: 1
Coding region: 63-611 (182 amino acids)
Source: RefSeq, a predicted model, not a curated record